UCAAAAAUCAACGAAAGAUAGCAACCAUAGAAAAAGAGAAAUCAUGUAUAAUAUGAAAAAUUCCAAAGUUCAGGAGCCAAGCCCUGCUCUGACAUUGUUAAAAGAAAAGAUGUCACAUUUCAUGACGGUCGAAGGGAUCGAAUAUGCCAUGAAAUUUGUUCCUCGUUCGACUGAUGUGAUUAUUAGCACUUCGCCGAAAUGUGGCACGACCUGGAUGCAACAGAUUCUCCAUCAACUACGAAGUGGUGGCGAUAUGAGCUUUGCAGAUAUCGGCGAGCAAGUGCCAUUCAUUGAUUUGUCUUAUUUUAUUGGGCAAGAUCUCGAUGCCGAACACAAAUAUCAACCGAGAUGUUUCAAGACCCACUUCCCAUAUGAAAGCUGCCCCAAAGGCGCAAAGUAUAUCGUAAUCUUUCGUGAACCCUGCGCCGCAUUCUACAGCUCGUAUAACUUCUUACAAGGAAAUUAUUUUCAAUCUCAAGAAAUAUCAGUUGACGAAUUUGUGCGAAGCUUUCAUCUGUCUGCAACUGGUGUGGGUUCAAAUUACUUCAAGCAUUUACUAAGCUGGUGGCCACAUAGAUACGAUUCCAAUGUGUUGUUUCUGUUUUAUGAAGAAAUGCUGGAAGAUUUGGAAAGUUCAGUAAGAGCGGUUGCAUCCUUCAUAGGCAUCGAUGAUGAAGCACGUAUAGCGAAUGCUGUGAAGAUGAGCAAAUUUGAUUUUAUGAAACAAAACCAAGACAAGUUUGCAUCGCAUCUCGUAUCUCGUUCUCGAAAUAAAGCAAUGGGGCUCCCUGAAGAGACCCGGUUGCAACGCAUUGCGACAGGCUCUGCUACGAAAGCCCUCGAGAUGAUGGAAGAGUGUACCAAAGAAGAUAUUCAAAAAAUGUGGACUGAGAUGAUUGCAGAAGAAAUUGACUUUAAAAAUUAUCAGGAGUUUAGAGAGACUUGGAAGAAGCAUUUCCUUGUAAAAGAACACAAAAACUAAGUAACCCAGGACAGCUAAUAACCGCAUUCGUAUAACCUUGCUGAAAAUGAUUUUAACAUUUGAGAAUCUAAACGUGAAUUGGGCAAUCUAUAUUCCAAAAUUAUCAACGUAAUAUAAAUUCCAUGCAGAAAAACCCGCCACUACAAACAAACGGAACGAACUCAACUUCGCACCGCCCAAAGGGACACGACGUGUAGCGGUGUAGCUAUGUCGCAGUGACAUAAAAAAUAUAAACGUAAAGCACAUGGAGUGUUAAUGAAUGUUAAUUUAUUUUAGCCAGAUAUAACUUUAUAAUAUGGGUAUACCAACCUCGUUCCCAGGGCAUUAUUACCUCUGUUUGCCAACAUCAAUUUUAAUGAAAUGAUUCUUCUUCUUGCCAAUCAUGCUUUUCGGGUUUAACAUGGGCAAUAUUGAUUUUUCUAAUCGAAUAUACUUCAAUGAAUUUGGCGCUGAAGUUUUAACUGGGCGAUGAUCAUACACAAUCAGAGAAAAAAAUAUCUAAAAUUAUAUACAAUAAUAUC
Messenger RNA from Dendronephthya gigantea, 1503 nucleotides. Its product is annotated as amine sulfotransferase-like. The record is from RefSeq and is a predicted model, not a curated record. The coding region runs from base 44 to 982 and encodes 312 amino acids. Gene Ontology annotation, molecular function: sulfotransferase activity. NCBI's taxonomy places the organism in Eukaryota, Metazoa, Cnidaria, Anthozoa, Malacalcyonacea, Nephtheidae. Gene Ontology annotation, biological process: sulfation. Gene Ontology annotation, cellular component: cytoplasm. The transcript has a single exon.